Phyllostomus discolor (pale spear-nosed bat) is the source of this 3488-nucleotide messenger RNA. It is a transcript of the gene KCNV1, whose product is annotated as potassium voltage-gated channel modifier subfamily V member 1. Gene Ontology annotation, cellular component: voltage-gated potassium channel complex; membrane. Gene Ontology annotation, molecular function: protein binding; voltage-gated potassium channel activity. Bases 752 to 2260 code for a protein of 502 amino acids. Lineage: Eukaryota; Metazoa; Chordata; Mammalia; Chiroptera; Phyllostomidae. The record is from RefSeq and is a predicted model, not a curated record. Gene Ontology annotation, biological process: protein homooligomerization; potassium ion transmembrane transport. The transcript is spliced from 3 exons.
GCCAAAUCUGAGAGGCGGGAGAAGAAAACAGAGAGUGAUGAACCGGAAUGAGAAUGAAUGGAAGCAAAUGAUGCGGCCCCCUCGCCCAGGGCACCUCUCCACGUGCACUCGCCCACCCACCCCCAAGUGAACGCUCCCGGGGAGGCCAAGGAAUCCGCCUCAGUAAAAGAAGAGGAGGAAACAUAAAUCUUCAAGUUGGAAGAAACUCGGACCGAGUUACCAAAGCCUCUGCUUUCUGAACUUUUUUCGUUUUGGUGCCCUGCGUCCAGGAGUGAGUCUCGUUAUCCCCUUGCUUGCAUUCUGCCCGCUAAGAGUCAUCAUCUUGUCCUCCUCCUUCACUCUAGACCGCCCUCACUCCCUCCCCACCCGGUGGAACACCCACCCCCCGUAUCCAGGCUUUCAAUCCUUACACCUACACUGCCGUUACAAAGUCGGGGAGGGGGUGCAAAAGUCUGGGGAGGCCACAGAAACAGGCAGUGUGCCCUGGUGCGGUCCUGAGCUCAAACCACACCGGAGCAUGUCUUGAGACACGACCCCUCUCCUCCCAGCCUCCAAGCUCCAGCACCUCGGCGCGACGCUACCGCGCACUCGCAGCUCCCUAGCGGCGAGAGGGGGCACCAGCGCAGCAGUGGAGAGAGUAGGGGUGCGCAGGUGGGGGGCACCCCCCUCGGCAGCCCGGGAAAUCCCGGCCGCCACCAGGGGACGUGCCACCGCCCCAACUUUGUGGAGCCCCCAGGCAGCAGCGGCCGGGAUGGAGCUAUCUUCCCGCGGCCGGGCGCCGCCAGACUCGCCGCUGGACAGCGUCUCCUUGACCUCGCUGGAGUCCAGCGUCUUCUGCAGCGAGGGCGAAGGGGAGGCCCUGGCGCUCGGGGACAGUUUCACGGUCAAUGUGGGCGGCAGCCGCUUUGUGCUUUCGCAGCAGGCGCUGUCCUGCUUCCCGCACACGCGCUUGGGCAAGCUGGCCGUGGUGGUGGCUUCGUACAGACGCCCCGGGGCCCUGGCCACGGUGCCCAGCCCCCUGGAGUUCUGCGAUGAUGCCAAUCCAGUGGACAACGAGUACUUCUUCGACCGCAGCUCUCAGGCGUUCCGCUACGUCCUGCACUACUACCGCACCGGCCGCCUGCACGUCAUGGAGCAACUGUGCGCGAUCUCCUUCCUUCAGGAGAUCCAAUACUGGGGCAUCGACGAGCUCAGCAUAGACUCCUGCUGCAGGGACAGAUACUUCAGAAGAAAAGAGCUGAGUGAAACCUUAGAUUUUAAGAAGGACACAGAAGACCAGGAAAGUCAACAGGAGAGUGAACAGGACUUCUCACAAGGACCUUGUCCCACUGUCCGCCAGAAGCUCUGGGACAUCCUGGAGAAACCCGGGUCUUCCACAGCUGCCCGCAUCUUUGGGGUCAUCUCCAUCAUCUUCGUGGUGGUGUCCAUCGUCAACAUGGCCCUGAUGUCCGCUGAGCUAAGCUGGCUGGACCUGCAGCUGCUGGAAAUCCUGGAGUACUUCUGCAUUAGCUGGUUCACUGGGGAGUUCGUCCUGCGCUUCCUGUGUGUGCGGGACAGGUGCUGCUUCCUCAGGAAGGUGCCAAACAUCAUAGACCUGCUUGCCAUCCUGCCCUUCUACAUCACUCUCCUGGUAGAGAGCCUGAGUGGGAGUGAGACCACACAGGAGCUGGAAAACGUGGGCCGCAUCGUCCAGGUUUUGAGGCUGCUCAGGGCUCUGCGCAUGCUGAAGCUGGGCAGACAUUCCACAGGAUUACGCUCACUUGGGAUGACAAUCACCCAGUGUUACGAAGAAGUCGGCCUACUGCUCCUAUUCCUGUCCGUGGGAAUUUCUAUAUUCUCCACCGUGGAGUAUUUUGCUGAGCAAAGCAUUCCUGACACAACCUUCACAAGUGUCCCUUGUGCUUGGUGGUGGGCCACAACAUCCAUGACUACGGUGGGCUACGGGGACAUUAGACCAGACACCACCACAGGCAAAAUCGUGGCCUUCAUGUGUAUAUUAUCGGGAAUCCUUGUCUUGGCUUUGCCUAUUGCUAUUAUUAAUGACCGCUUCUCUGCUUGCUAUUUUACCUUAAAGCUUAAGGAAGCAGCCGUUAGACAGCGUGAAGCUCUGAAGAAGCUCACCAAGAACAUAGCCACUGACUCAUACAUCAGUGUGAACUUGAGAGACGUCUAUGCCCGGAGCAUCAUGGAGAUGCUUCGACUAAAAGGCAGAGAAAGAGCAAGCACCAGGAGCAGUGGAGGAGAUGAUUUCUGGUUUUGAAUGCAUUUUCAAUUUAUUUACAGAACUUGUGAAAAACUGACUCAGUCGAUAAAGCCUUGAUACGGUCAUCUGUGUACUGCUGAGGAGUCACUUUUGAGUACUCCCUGUGUUUGUUUUGCUGAUACCUUGCUCAGUCUGCUAGAAUAGUUGAUACCUCCCCAAACCUCUGCACAGGGCUUUGACAGACUUGAGUCUCAAAGACAACCAUUGAGCACAACCCAAUAAGCGAGGCCAGUAUGUACAUGUCAGAAUUGCCAAAUAUAAAAUAUUGCAGUACGUACAACAAAGUUGAAUAUUUUAUGUAUCACUAAUUUUAAAAGUUUUUUGCACCACUAAUUUAAAAAAUAAUGUUACAUUGCAUAGCCCAGACAAAAGAUAAGUGAACAUUUAAGAAUACAAUGAACAACUUUGCUAUUUAAAGAUAUUCCCCAAAGAAAUAAAAAAACUUUACCCAUCCAUUAAAGCUGUUGAAUAUAACAGUCACCUCUGCAAGAAAAAAUAUCCUGAUUUGGUAGUUAUGUCUUCCCUCUGGUGCAAACCUGGCUCACAAACGGACUGACCUCUGAGUUCUACCAUCACUAAUGUAGAAAGGCUUCAAGAAGUGCGCAUCUUUGGCCUCCCCACUGCAGGCUAUAUGCAAAGUAUAAAGCAGAUAUCUCUUAGUACUUCAUGGAAAUUAGACGGUUUUUAUCUCUUUAUUGAUGUCGUGUUCAACUUCUGUUUUUAAAAUCAUGAACAUGUAAAGGUGAAGUGAACAGUUUAAACUUACACAUUGAAAUUAUUCAUUAGUCUUCUUUUAUAAAAUUAGAACAUGUUUAAUGAUAUCACUGGAUGAACUUGAAGAUCUUUUAUUUGUUAAAAAUAUAUGGAUAACUUUCUGACUGUCGAGGUAAAUAGCUAAUGUUCAGACUUCGCACGCAUUGUGACCACACUUGGACAUUCAUGAUAAUAAAAUUCUUAGAUAUUCUGUUAUAUAAUUAAAACCAAAAGCUCUAAACCUAAUAAUUAAUUGUUUCCCAAUAUUCUAGUAAAUGAGGUUUUAAAACUAAUAAUAUGGAGUAUCACUUUAAUACCUGCAUUUUCAGUAGGUGUAAUAUUGUCCACAAUGGGAUGGAAAUCUGUUCUUGGGGAACAAAAGUAUCUUACUCUUUUUAUUCAUAAAACAUAUAUACAUGUACAAUCCAUAAACAUAUAUAGAAUAUAUCUCUGGUGUUAAAAUUUAAUAGGG